Molecule: messenger RNA, 441 nt
Organism: Chaetomium globosum CBS 148.51
Lineage: Eukaryota; Fungi; Ascomycota; Sordariomycetes; Sordariales; Chaetomiaceae
Exons: 4
Coding region: 1-441 (146 amino acids)
Biological process (GO): double-strand break repair via homologous recombination; peptidyl-serine dephosphorylation
Cellular component (GO): nucleus; cytoplasm
Molecular function (GO): protein serine/threonine phosphatase activity
Source: RefSeq, a predicted model, not a curated record
AUGGGCGUAGCGAGCUGGACGGGCUGCGGUUGGGGCUUGGGUCUGACGUGUGGGUUCCGGAUAGAUAUGCGGCGACAUCCACGGCCAGUUCCACGACCUGAUGGAGCUAUUCCGCGCGACUUCGUCGACCGCGGCUUCUACUCCCUCGAGACCUUCCUCCUCCUCCUUUGCCUCAAAGUCCGUUACCCCGAUCGCAUGACCCUCAUCCGCGGCAACCACGAGUCCCGCCAGAUCACGACCGUGCCAUCGUGCUCGGUGCCUCCAACACCUUACCGGGCGAGCCCCAGAGCUCACCCGCAGGCGACCAAGUCGAGAUUGAGGUGCACAACUCGGACGGCCAGAUCAUCUCCCGCUUCCUGCGCCAAAAAGACGUCAGCAGAGGGCGCAUCAACUCCACCACAACCACCACAAUAUCCAACGGCCCCAACGGCCACUCCCUAA